Molecule: messenger RNA, 1427 nt
Organism: Spirometra erinaceieuropaei
Lineage: Eukaryota; Metazoa; Platyhelminthes; Cestoda; Diphyllobothriidea; Diphyllobothriidae
Source: the annotation of a GenBank genome assembly
AUGGAAGCCUUCUUUGGAACGUGGAAAUUGAAAGACAGUGAUGACGUGAGUGUGAUAGCUGAAAGCCUGGGGGCCAAAAUAUCUAAAGAGCAAUUGGCCCAAAUGUCGAAAUCGUCCCUGACCUUCUCACGUGCCGACGACGGUUACAGCAUGCAUGUGGAAGUCGGUACGAAAACCCACGAUACGAAAUUCAAGCUGGGCGAGGAGUUUGAGCACACAACAUUGGAUGGACGGCACGUUAAGGCAAGAGCCUGCCCUCUGUUCAUUCCUUUUCAAUACUUGUGUUACUGAAACAUCUCUAAGUCAAUUCUUUGAUAUUCAGCCCAAAAGAGCUCAUAGCCAGUUGUGGCUACCAAUCUCAAUCAGAGGAGACAGUAAUCCAAUUCUCACUGUCCGCUGUUAUGUGAUUCCGCUUGGAAAAUUCAAAUAUGGUUGACAAUAAACGGAUGAAUUGUUUUAUACUUACUGUUAUACUUAUUCAGCGGAACUCAUUAAAUGAAAUGAUGUGUAUAAAUAUUUGUAUAUGUAGUUUGCUUGCUUUCGAAAAGUUAGGAUACUCAAAUCGUGGAUUCAGUGACCGCUCCAUCACUCCUGAUUGCCUCGUUUAAUUCCAGACAAAUGGCCGCGAUGAUGGAUGACAGAAAAGAUUGACAGAGAGCAGUUUUAAAAACAAAGCAUUUGUGCUCAUAUACUUUUCAGAUGCUUAUAAAACUGGAAGGCAAAAAGUUGACAAUUGAUCAGAAAGGAGACAAAGAAAUGCUCAUUGAGAACGUUGCGGAUGGUAAUAAUUUAACCAUGGUAAGUAUCAGUCUGUCCUUACGCCUCCUCGUUCAUGUUACAGAUGAUGGGGGGCUUUCGCAUGUAAGGAUCGUGUAGAGUAAGAAUGCAUAAAUUCCCCUGGCCGGCCAGAUUUCACGAAGGGCACACUACCAGAACAAAAACCCUGGCAAACAACUGCAAGAGACAGUGAAAUCUGCCUGAUUCAUAAAUCUGUGUGUCUUUAACGGUUGCUGGCUGCCGUAUUUGACAGCAUAUAUGUCGUUGAUGGAAUUUCAUAUCGGAUGAGCUGACUGACUCAAAGUGCAUCAGCAGUUUGAGUCAGUAGAGCCUUCGAAGGACGGUGGUGGAAAACUCGAAGGUUCAAAAGGCAAAAGAAGACAGUUAUAUGGACAAGAUUUACUGAGACGAUGGAAGUGCAUAGUGGAGAAGCUUGCGACUGCGGCUGCGAAAUAAGAUCUUACCACGGAGGAAAGAGCGCGUGGGGAUGUAGUAAAACUGGGAUUUUCAUUUGGUCAUCGAUUUUUCAGUUAUUUCCCUUGCCGAAAUUUCGCCCAGCAGCGAACUCCUCCUCAAAUUUCUUUUUUUCCAUUUUUCAGACAAUGAAAGUGGGUGACGUCUCUUGUGUUCGACACUACAUCAAGGCUUAA